AUUAUUCAUUGUCAGUAAUGAAGCUGAAAAAACGUCCAAUGAAGCUGGCGGCGAAACCAAAGCCGAAGCAGCCAACGGAGAAGCUGGGAAAAGCACAGAAGAUGAAGCUGAAAGAAGAUAAUUUGGCUAGCGCGGAAAAGAUUAUGGCUCAAUUUGAGAGCGGUGCCGUGCACACGAACAAGAAGAAGCAAGCACAAAAUGGAGCAGCCAAGCCGGUGGCCCAUAAACCUGCGAACCCGGAAAACUCUAAUCAGAAACGUCAAUUCAAGAAAAUUCUUGGACAAGAUGGUAUUCUAGUUAAACAUCAAGAAGGAACCAAAUGGUAUAGCUAUCAAAUCGAUCAUGUUCAUGAUGAAAAGACCGAAAAAAUGAAUGCAUCGGAGAUUCAAAAGCUUCUUGAAGAGGGAAAGGAUGAGAUGGCUCAAGAUGCAGCUCUGCUCCAGACGAAGGAGAAACAAGAUAAUGGAUCUGAAGCUUCGUGGUUGUAUUCAGUGAUUUCAAAGGGAACAGCUACUGAUAAGAGAACUGCAAUGCAACUUCAAAUGCACAAAUCUCCCGUUCACUCUUUGGAAUAUAUCGAGAAACUUAUUGCUUCGUGCAAAAAGCAGGGAACCAGAGAUGUCGUUGACAUCAUUCCUAUUCUCGAGGACGUUUUCAUCAAUCACUGUCUCCCAGAAAAUCGAAAGUUGAUUCCAUUUUCCAAGCGUGCAUUGAGAGAGCUCACCGAGCUCUCAUCUGGAAAUCAACGUUUGCGUCGAAAAAUUUUGCUGAUGUGGGCUUUCGAGCAUGAGCUCAAAAUUCUUUACCAACAAUUUAUUGAAACUCUCGUUGAAAUUAUUAAAAGACCAUUGGAAGAAGUGAUUAAAAGAUCGUUGAAAACUCUUGCGAAUUGUUUGAUGGGACGGCCCGAAUCUGAGAAUCUUAUUCUCUCAGCACUUGUGAAUGCUUUCGGACAUCCAAACUACAAAAUCGGAGCUUUCACUGUUGUUCUCCUAGAAGGAAUUUCUAGAAAACAUCCAGCAAUGAGAAUAGUUAUGGUUGAAGAAAUUGAGAGAUUAGCUUUCAGAAAGAACGUAAAUGAACGAGCUCAUCUCUACGCAAUGACGUUCCUUUCUCAAAUGAAAUUUUCGAAAAAGGACUCGGAUCUCUGUUGUCGUCUCAUGUCAAUUUACUUGUCAUUAUUCAAGACUAUCGUAGGAAAGAAAAUCACUGACAAUCGCCUUCUUCCAAUUAUUCUUGCCGGUGCAAAUCGUGCAUUCCCAUUCGCAAAAGACGCUGAUAAGCUUCUUGAAGAUGUCAAGGAUGUUUAUUUUUUGGCUCACAACUCCAACUAUCGAACUGCAAUUCCGGCUCUGAAGUUAUUGUUCCAGUUCCAUAAAAUGAAUGACUACGUGUCGGAUCGUUUCUACAAUGCUCUGUACAGGAAGCUUCUUGAUAAUUGUCCAGCCGGCGCUUAUGCUCAACUUCUCAAACUCAUGUUCGACACAAUGAAGGAGGAUUCAUCGGCUCAAAGAGUUCGAACAUUUGUGAAGCGUCUUCUGCAAGUGGCCGUAAAUUCACAACCAGAUUUCACUGCCAGCAUUCUGAUCCUCAUCUCUCGUCUUCAAAAGUUGAGAGGAACAACUGAGAAGCUUGUUGUCCUUUCGAAAGAUAUUGAUCCAGCCGCUCGUGUUGUUGCUCAAAUGCAGAACGAUGAGGAUGAUGAGGAGCGAUACGUUGAUCUGGAUGUUGAAGGAAACGAAAUUUCUCGGAACGGAGUGAAAAAAGAGGAAAAGGAAGAAGAGGACAUUGUGAUUGAGGAAAAUGAAGACGAGGAUAAGAAAAAGGUUCAGCCAGGAAAACUUGGAGCAUCCUCAUCUGGCGGCUGGGUUCAUCGAAGCAUUGGUGCUCGAGGAGCCAAGACUCCGUAUGAUUCUGUUGCUCGUAAUCCAUUAUUCGUUGAUGCAUCUCACACAGCUGACAGCGAACUUCUUCUUCUUUCAAAACAUUAUCAUCCUUCUGUCGCAGUUUUUGCAAAAGCUCUCAUGGAAGGAAGAGAAAUCAAUUACGGAGGAGAAGCUUUGAAUGAUUUCACAUUAAUGGCAUUCCUGGAUCGAUUCGCUUUCCGUAAUCCAAAAGAUGUCACUAAGACUACUGGAACCAGAAUUGUUAGAAAGAAGGCACACGAUCCAUGGGGAGUCAGAAAAUUGGCAGUUGGAUCAAACGAAUACACCCAAAAGCGUCGUGAAGAGAUUCCAGCCGACGAGCGCUUCCUUCAUCGUUAUACGUCAAGUCUGCAGAAGGAAAAGAAGGUGAAAAAGGAGAAUGGCGACGAUGAUUGGGAGUAUGCAGAAUCUGUAAGCUCUGCCGAAUUUGAUCAAUUACUCGAGCGAUUCGAACCGGGAGAGCUCAACGAAGAAUUUGAUAUCGACUAUAGUAAAGAGUUUGGAGCUGAAAAGAGCAAGAGAAAUAAGAAGAAGGAUGUUGAGGAGGAUGACGUGGAUAUGGAUGAAGAUGAUGAUAUUGACUUGAAUGAUUUGAAUGAGGAAGAAGAUGGUGGAAUGGAAGAUGAUGAUGAGGAUGAUGGUGAUAUGGAUGAUGAUGAUGAAGAUGACGAAGACGCUGAAGAUGAUGAUGAAGUAGAUGAUGAUGAUGAGGAUGAUGAUGAAGAUGGCGGCUUUGGAGGAAAGAGUUCUGCGAAUAUCUUUGGAGAUGCUGACGAGUCUAGUGAUGAAGAAAUCGGAGCUAAUGAUUACGAAAUGGCCGGAGAUAAAUUCGCAGAAAUGUUGGAAGAUUUGGAAGAGGACGAUGGCAAACGUGGAAAGAAGAAAGGUGGAAAGAAGAGAGGAUCGACUGGAGGUUUCAAGAGAGGUGGAGCCAAAAAGUUCAGAAAGCGUUAAAGCUUUUGGAUUCAUUAAUUGUUAUUUGUUUUUCUCUGUUGUUUUUUUUUGAAUUUUGUUUUCGUAUAUUUUAUCAUGUUGACGGAAUAAAUGUUAUCCUUG
This is a messenger RNA of Caenorhabditis elegans, 2981 nucleotides long. RefSeq lists its product as uncharacterized. Bases 18 to 2879 code for a protein of 953 amino acids. Lineage: Eukaryota; Metazoa; Nematoda; Chromadorea; Rhabditida; Rhabditidae. The transcript is spliced from 7 exons. The record is from RefSeq and is marked reviewed.